AUGAGUGAUUUCCUCAUAAUAAACAUCCUACUAAUAACAUCUUUAAUAGCUUAUGUUUUCUGUUAUAAAGUGUUAUGGUUCAGAGUCCAAACCAUCUUUGAUAUAAUCCCCAAAUCAUUCGCCAGUGCUAAUUCAGAAAUAUUCGAAAGUUUAAAAUGUACGGUUGAAGAUCAUUUUUUGUACAAAUUGUAUUCUACAUAUUCAAUUCCUUCUAAAAUAUUGAUUAAGCUUAUUCGGCAUUUAUUUUCAUUUACAAUCUCAUUAAACGUAGUGGCUAUAGAAAUUGUGCUAUGGAAAAUUAAAACUGCAAACAUAUCACAGACUAGUAACUUAAUCACUACGGUAAUAUGGCCCUUUGAUUUGUUUUCUCUUUCGAUCUCCCUAAUCCUGUUAAUUCCCUUUAUCCUUUUAUUAGCUAUUUUUCACAAAUUUUUUAGUGCCUCAUAUUCCUUCAAUACAAUAUUAUUUAUGGCUAACGGCGCGACUUGGGCUUGGAUUUUAUCAUUAAUUUAUAUUGAUAUCGGUCCUUUUUAUCUUACCAACAGUUUAUUGACCAAAUUAGCCUUAAUCGGUACCACCACCAUGGCCGUUUUAUCGGGAAUUGCAUCCAUAUCAACACCGUACAAGGCACUAUCAGGUCUACUUCAUAAUUACAAUAAUAAUACCACCGCCAAUUUUGUCAAAUAUUUGGGUUUAUUGACUAAAGACACCAUACAGUAUCAAAUCAAAGAUUGUGAAAAAAACAUCCAGGAAAAUAUGGAUAUUGUACAUAAACUGAACAAUGUUAGCAAAGAAAGCAUUAAUGAAACACCAAUUAUUUUAAAACGGAAACUAAUGGAUAAGAUUGGACUUUAUUACCUAGAACUAAACAACUUGAAAACUAUUUCUCAAAAAUCACUCGUAGCUAGAUUAUCCUCUCAGUGUUUCAAAUUUUGUUUUUUAAUUUAUUGUAUAUUUAAGUUGAGCACCGUAUUUUUCAUUACUAUGCCACAAUUCAUCCAUCAUUGGAGAGACCAUCCAUUGGACUACGAAUUUAAAUUUUACGAAAAAGAUUUGGAUAGAGAUCCUUUGGCUGUUUCCUUGGCACAUAUUUUGGAUGCUAUUUUGUUCAGUUUCAAUUAUCAGCAGGAAUUGGAUUCUUUAACAACGCUACUUUCUUUACUAAUAUCAUUAUCUUUAUUUGUAUGUUCAAUUUCUACUGUACUAAAUACAAUAUCCCAAAUAUUAAGGUUCUUACCGUCACGGUUCCAAAUCCUGGAGUUAUCUGUUAUAGCCACUAAUGGAAAAGGUUUGCCCGUUUCUAAAAACGAGGGGAAAAUUAAUACCCUAAAUAAUAAUACCUUAUCCGUCAUUAAAAACCUAAUUUUUGUGGAGUUGACAGGCAUUUAUAUCUUGUCCACUCUUUUACUAAUCAGAUCAAACUUGCCACAACAAAUAUCACAAACUUUGGACGAUUUACUAGGUGAAAAACUAGCAAUUUCUAGUAUACGAAUGGAAGUUUGGUUUGAUUUGAUGUAUGCAUUAAGUGCAUCCUUUACUUCAACAGCCAUUUUUUUCAGUAUAUUACAUGCUCAUAGAAAUAAAAAAAAACAUAACAAAAAAUAUUCACACUAA
Saccharomycodes ludwigii is the source of this 1614-nucleotide messenger RNA. RefSeq lists its product as uncharacterized. NCBI's taxonomy places the organism in Eukaryota, Fungi, Ascomycota, Saccharomycetes, Saccharomycodales, Saccharomycodaceae. Gene Ontology annotation, cellular component: membrane. The record is from RefSeq and is a predicted model, not a curated record. Bases 1 to 1614 code for a protein of 537 amino acids. The transcript has a single exon.